Messenger RNA from Hermetia illucens (black soldier fly), 721 nucleotides. RefSeq names its product cx9C motif-containing protein 4. NCBI's taxonomy places the organism in Eukaryota, Metazoa, Arthropoda, Insecta, Diptera, Stratiomyidae. The coding region runs from base 111 to 356 and encodes 81 amino acids. The record is from RefSeq and is a predicted model, not a curated record. The transcript has 3 exons. Gene Ontology annotation, cellular component: mitochondrial intermembrane space.
AAGGUUAUGUUUACGGAUUUCGACAAAAGUUGCUGCACAGUUUCAUUGGUGAGCCCCGGGAAAUUAAGAUAAAGUUGUGGGAGUUGUGAGCAACCAGUUUAUCUUAAUUUAUGUCCAAGAACCGAAAAGACCCGUGUAAGGCAAACGCUUGUCGGAUUCAAUCUUGCUUAAAAGAGAACAAUUACCAAGAAGGCUCGUGCUUAGAUGUUCUCGAAGAUAUGCGACAAUGUUGCUUGAAGUGGCAUGAUCAGUCUUUGUGUUGUUCUGGUAUCAAUUUAGAGAAAAGUUAUUUGCCAAAGAAGUCGGUGGAGACCGGGAAGGAAACCAACCAAAAAGGUGUCAUACCUCAACUAUAGUAAAAAUGGCAUCUUGUUGAGUACAUCUGCCUAUGUACGUAUUUUUGAUUUCUUACAAGUAAGAGUUUGUAUUAAAUUUUACAUGACGAGGACAUGAUUUCUGGAGACAAGACGUGGGUUUAUGAAUUGGACACGCAAUUCAGACCUCAAGCGAGUCAAUAGCGUGCUGCGAAUACCGAGACCGAAAAAGCAUGUAGUUUUCAGUCGAAAAAGAAGCAGAUACUCACGGAUUUGGUCGAUUACAGUGGUAUCGUGCAGAAUUCUGACAUUCAGAUAGUGAAUCAGGAGUAUUAUUUGGUUGUGAUAAGACGUUAUUGUAAAACAAUUGGUCAAAAACGAAAAUAUUUUUGAGGAAGCCACACACG